AGCCCAGUGAGUUGUCUGUCUCCCAUUGUCAACAGUAUUUUGUAUGCGGGAGUUUACUGAUGAAAAGAGCCGUUUAUCAUUAGUUAAACAACUUUGAACCGAUUCGAUAAUUUGAACCAUUUUCACUGACAAUUAGAGCACAUAUAAAACGAAAAAAUGAACGUGACUCUGGCUGUCAAGCAGUACAUUUCCAAAAUGAUAGAGAGCAGCGGACCCGGGAUGAAGGUGCUGCUGAUGGACAAGGAGACGACCAGUAUUGUGAGUGUGGUCUACACUCAGUCUGAGAUCCUGCAGAAGGAGGUCUACCUUUUUGAGCGCAUUGACUCACAAAACCGGGACAACAUGAAGCACCUUAAAGCGAUCUGCUUUCUCCGGCCAACCAAGGAGAACGUAGAGCACCUGAUUCAAGAGCUUCGUCGGCCCAAGUAUAGUGUCUAUUUCAUCUAUUUCAGUAACGUGAUCAGUAAGAGUGAGAUAAAAGUUUUGGCUGAGGCAGAUGAACAGGAAGUAGUUGCAGAAGUGCAGGAGUUCUAUGGAGAUUUCAUUGCUGUGAACCCUCAUCUUUUCUCCCUCAACCUUCAAGGAGUAUCCAGGGGUCGCAGUUGGGAGCCGAGUGUGCUGCCUCGUGUCACUCAGGGUUUGACAUCAGUGCUGCUGGCCCUGAAGAAAUGCCCCAUGAUCCGCUACCAGCUCUCUUCUGACAUGUCCAAAAGGCUGGCAGAGAGCGUCAAACAAAUCAUUACUAAGGAGUAUGAACUGUUUGACUUCAGAAAAACAGAAGUACCUCCUCUUCUCCUGAUUUUAGACAGAAGUGAUGAUGCCAUUACUCCCCUUCUCAACCAGUGGACGUAUCAGGCCAUGGUUCAUGAGCUUCUGGGCCUCAAUAACAACCGCAUAGACCUGUCGAGAGUGCCUGGAAUCAGUAAGGACCUACGGGAGGUGGUCUUGUCUGCAGAAAAUGAUGAGUUUUAUGCAAAUAACUUGUACCUGAAUUUUGGUGAGAUUGGAACAAACAUCAAGAACCUGAUGGAGGAUUUUCAGAAGAAAAAGCCCAAGGACCAACAGAAAUUAGAGUCAAUAUCUGACAUGAAGGCAUUUGUGGACAACUACCCCCAGUUUAAGAAAAUGUCGGGCACGGUCUCGAAGCACGUGACCGUGGUUGGGGAGCUGUCCCGGCUGGUCAGUGAAAGACAGCUGAUGGAGGUGUCAGAGGUGGAGCAGGAGUUGGCCUGCCAGAGUGACCACUCCAAUGCACAACAGAGCCUGAGGCGGCUCCUGCAGAACCCUCGGCUUUCUGAAAUCGACGCUGUGCGGCUGGUGAUGCUGUACGCGCUUCGCUACGAGAAACACAGCAGCAGUAUUCUGCCCAGCCUUAUGGAAGAGCUCAAUCGCAAAGGGGUGUCAGAGAGACACCGCAAGAUGGUGCAGGCCAUGGUGGAAUAUGGCGGAAAACGAGUCAGAGGAAGUGACCUCAUUGCUCCUACAGAUGCUGUGGCCAUUACCAAGCAGUUUUUCAAAGGACUUAAGGGAGUUGAAAAUGUGUACACACAGCAUCAGCCGCUUCUACAUGACACGCUGGAUCAGCUGAUCAAGGGUCGUUUGAAGGACAGCCAGUUCCCCUACCUCGGGCCAAGUUCUCUGAGAGACAGACCUCAAGACAUUAUAGUCUUCAUAAUUGGCGGGGCCACUUACGAGGAGGCGUUUACUGUUUACAACCUGAACCGCACAAUGCCAGGGGUACGCAUCAUACUCGGGGGCACGGCCAUUCACAACACUAAGAGCUUCCUGGAGGAAGUGAUGCUCGCAGUGGGUUCGGGUGGAGACCGGGCACAAGGACGAGGCCGUCAGAUGAGCCGACGUUGAGCUGUUAUCAUCACUCAUAUUAAUGUGUGCUGUCUUUUCUCUCUCCUAACAUUCCUUUCAAAUGUUUCAGUUUUAGGGAGGAAAAUGGUCACACUGCACA
Messenger RNA from Rhinichthys klamathensis goyatoka, 1963 nucleotides. RefSeq names its product vacuolar protein sorting 45 homolog (gene vps45). The record is from RefSeq and is a predicted model, not a curated record. Gene Ontology annotation, cellular component: Golgi membrane. The transcript is spliced from 16 exons. The coding region runs from base 157 to 1863 and encodes 568 amino acids. Gene Ontology annotation, biological process: vesicle-mediated transport; intracellular protein transport. Lineage: Eukaryota; Metazoa; Chordata; Actinopteri; Cypriniformes; Leuciscidae.